This is a messenger RNA of Mercurialis annua (annual mercury), 1029 nucleotides long. RefSeq lists its product as uncharacterized. The transcript has 2 exons. Bases 197 to 847 code for a protein of 216 amino acids. The record is from RefSeq and is a predicted model, not a curated record. Gene Ontology annotation, molecular function: zinc ion binding. NCBI's taxonomy places the organism in Eukaryota, Viridiplantae, Streptophyta, Magnoliopsida, Malpighiales, Euphorbiaceae.
GCUUAAUACAUAGCCAUGUCCCUGCACUUCUUAUUUUUUGCACCGGAGGUCCCUGCACUUCAUUACCCCUAUUAUAAACCCCUACACUACUUAACUCAUAAGCCCGUGGUCCCUCUGGCCCAGCGAGUGUUGACGCCGUUAGAAUUUCCAUCCAUCUAUUUACACGUCCAAUGGGUGUCCAGUUUGGCAUAAUGACAUGGCAGAAAGCAUUUUCAUCGAGUCUCCUCUUCUCCUUCAUUCCAAGUUGAGCUCUCCUCCAUUCCCUAGCCAUUCUUCAACAGAGCCUCCUACACCUUUGCAAGAACUUCUUAACAACGUGAUGGAAGGUGGUGAUGGUGUUGUUCAUUGUGACUGUGGAAGUCCGGCGCGAGUUAAGGUCUCCACUACUGAAAAGAAUCCAGGUCGAAGGUUCUAUACUUGUGCUGGGAGAAAUAAUCCAAAUUGUAACUUCUUUGCAUGGGUUGACAAAGAUUUGGAUGGAUAUGCACUUAUGAUGGUCACUAACAUGAAGAUGGAGGUGACUCAUCUGAAGAAUGAACGUGAUGCAGCUCUUCUUCAAGCUGGUGAAGUUAGAGCACUAUUGGCAGCUAGGAUCUUAGAGAAUAACUCUCUGAAUGGGGAGGUUGCAGCCCUGAAGGAGACUGUUGACAUGUACAAAAAUGAAAACCAGAUACUGAAGGAAGAAAUGGGGCUUGAAAUGAUGGAAGUGGACACAUUGAAGGAGAGGAUUGAGGAAGUUCAGCUCCAUCAUGCAAAGGCCAAGAAGACUGCCAAAAUGAUGAAGUAUGGAAUUUGUGGAUGUGGGGUAGUCACUGCUGGGGCUGUUGUUUAUGCAUUAUUUCGUUAGGAGUUCUUGUUUAGGUAGGAGAGCAACUUGUUUAGGCAGUUUGAAUGUUGUUUGUUGCUACUCUUCUUUUGUUGGUAGUUUGCUUUUGUUUGGAACAAUAUCUUGUUUAGAAUAUUGAUGUUUGCCAAUCUUAUAAGAUUGGCCUCUUAAUUGGAACUAGUAAUAUGUUUAUUCCCCUUUCA